Molecule: messenger RNA, 1323 nt
Organism: Penicillium vulpinum
Lineage: Eukaryota; Fungi; Ascomycota; Eurotiomycetes; Eurotiales; Aspergillaceae
Product: Zn(II)2Cys6 transcription factor rglT
Exons: 2
Coding region: 1-1323 (440 amino acids)
Biological process (GO): positive regulation of transcription by RNA polymerase II
Cellular component (GO): nucleus
Molecular function (GO): zinc ion binding; DNA-binding transcription factor activity, RNA polymerase II-specific; sequence-specific DNA binding
Source: RefSeq, a predicted model, not a curated record
AUGUCACUCCCGCCUGACUAUGAGGGAAUGCUCCCUUUGGCUAUUACGAAUGAUUCCUCAGAGCCAAAAAGACAUGCAGCAUGCGACGAGUGUAGAAAGCGGAAGCUUAAAUGCUCCGGAGAAAUGUUGGGAUGUUCGCGAUGUACAAAACAGUCGCUCUCUUGUAACUAUUCCAUACAAAAACAGAUGGGCCGGCCGCCCAAGAAACGGACCCGAACAGAUGAUGAGCGGGUCGACUUCCCAGCGCUAUCUGGUGCUGAAGUUUGGCCCAGUCCAGAGGACUCGCAACAAUCUUCACAAUCUUCACUAGGACUGAGUCCAAACAUAGCCACCUUCCCAGAUUCCGAUCAUCUUUGUCCGAAAUUCUUCUGGCGGUCUGGUACGAACAUGGAUUUGCCACAAUCCCAGCCCGCAGAUCUACUGUCAGGCUAUGAAGACCACAACCAUGCCUGGAAGCCGGAUCUUCUGAAACAGUCAAACCUGCCUGUUUUCUCAUCGUAUUCCCCGUGGCCUGAUUUUUCAGCCGUCUCCGAAGCCACGGCCGUGCCAAUGCCAAUGCCAUUCCCCAACCCUCCAACUUUCUCUCCCACGAACUCACUCCCGCUCUCUCCUGCCACAUCCAUUUCCUCUGACUCCGCAACAUCUGGGUGUACGUGUUUAUCAUAUCUCUAUCUAUGCCUCAGCCACAUGACGUCAAUCUCCUCCUUCCCCGUCAAUUCCCACACUCUAUGCUCGCUAUAUAUCGCUGCACGAACUGUACGAGACGUGAUUCGCUGCCAAGUUUGUCCCAAGGCCUUUGCAACGGGCUAUCAAAAUAUCAUGUUCAUAGGCACUUUAUUAACCGUCGUCGCGGACUCGUGGCUGCGUGUCGCGCAAGCCGAUCCUGUCGAAUUGGGGAUGCAGUCUGCGCCUGCACACUACCUGCCUGAGGUGCUCCAAAGCCCUGAACCAGCUCAAGUUUGGAAAUCAUGGCUCCACCAAGUCGUUCGUCGCGCUGUCAUUGGUGGUCCCGUUGAGCCAGGUGCUAUGGUUGCUUGUGCUGAGCAGCCGGAUCUGCUGUCCAUGAUUACGGAAAUCGAGAAUCGACAACGUCGCUGGCAUGAACCUGGGCAACAUCCACUUGGACACUCAAUCUCCACGUCGGACCCGGCGCAGUCACAAGAUCAGGAGGAUUCCAGUGAAAAUAUGUUUUUAUGCCUUCGUGUGGUUGGAAGCGCCAGAGAUGUGAUCAAAAAAUUCAGCUUUGAUCCUUCAGAAUAUCCCGAGGGCGUUGAGCCGGUUACUGCGCGUAAUGAAGCGCAUAGGGGAGCAUACCAUGCGUGA